AUGGAAUGGAGCUCGCUGAGGGAUGAUGAGGAUACCGACUCGUUUGAAGGUGCUCUCAAGCUCAUGUUACAGUCCUUCUCCGGCGACCGGGCUUCUUUCUUCAAACCGGCGUGGGAAAGGCUCAACUGUCUAUGGAUAGAUCUCGUACUCCAGUUGGAAGAGAUAUUUAGCGUGAAAAUACAUCAUCCAAUGACAAAAUCGCUAGUCCUCCCAUCCAGCUUAAUUUACGCUUGGUGGGACUGCGACCUUCAAAGCGACACCUUCGUCGAUUUUUCUUUCCUCUGGAACUGGUUACAUCAGCACCGGCGGCACAUGUUGAACAUCGACGCAUCGGGGCAGCUUAAUUGGCUGCGAGACCGAAAGAGUGCAGUCGAAACAUUUCGUCGCCAGCCUUGGAGCUACUUCUACGAGGACAUUUGGGGCCAGUCAUUCUACUAUGUUGUCAGAUUAUCUGAUACGCCCAGACCUGGCAAGACACUCGCUUCCGAUCUUCGGUGGUUGCCAGCCUCGAUCGUACCGCCCCAUUAUCCAACGGGAAUGACAUUGCUGCAUUAUGCUGCAGCAGUCGGCAGCAGCACAGCUUGUCGAGCUUUGGAAUCUGAAGAUGCGAAGGCCCACGACAUUGACGGUCGCCUGCCCAUCUUCUAUGCCGCGCGUAACGGUCACCUCGAGGUCACGAGGCUCCUCGCUACUCGAUUAUGA
Anthostomella pinea is the source of this 702-nucleotide messenger RNA. The record is from the annotation of a GenBank genome assembly. Lineage: Eukaryota; Fungi; Ascomycota; Sordariomycetes; Xylariales; Xylariaceae.